UAGUGAAUGCGGGGUCCGGGGAGACCGGAUAUAGUGAAUGCGGGGUCCGGGGAGACCAGAUAUAGUGAAUGCGGGGUCCGGGGAGACCAGAUAUAGUGAAUGCAGGGUCCGGGGAGAGCGGAGAUAGUGAAUGCAGGGUCCGGGGAGACCGGAUAUAGUGAAUGCGGGGUCCAGGGAGACCAGAUAUAUACCAGCUCUUUUUUUUUUUUUUUUUUUUUGCCAUGUUUCUCAUUGCGGAGAUUUCCCUUCACUUCCUGUCCAAUAGCCAAAACAAAGUGAGAGAAUAGCUCCUCAAUUUAUUGGCAUU
Molecule: messenger RNA, 307 nt
Organism: Staurois parvus
Lineage: Eukaryota; Metazoa; Chordata; Amphibia; Anura; Ranidae
Source: the annotation of a GenBank genome assembly